AUGGAAGCCCAACGUCGCGAGCGUCCAAACUUACAACCGAUAUGGACCGACUACUACAACCUCAAAGGCCACCCAAAAUCUGCCUUCCGGGUUGCCCAUAGUCCGCUUUUUUCGGCCUCGCGAAGAUCCCCCCGGACUCUACCCAGCCCGGUCUAUCCCUCGAACUCUGGCUAUGACCCAACUAUCAGAAGACAUGAGAGGACGAUGGUGGAGAGCUUUGAUCAGAGGGCUCGGCAGACUCUUGGUCUUCCAGACGGUCUACCUCGGUGCCUCCCGCCCAUCGCCGAACAGGCUUGUGCGACGCAUCCGCCCUCUCCGGCGACUCCCCACUCUCCUCACGGCCUGUUUCAGGUGCCGAGAAGACAGACCAUCGCGGACGAGACCAGAUCCCGUCUUCUCUCCAGGGUUCCACCGUUGCACGUUCGAGGUGUCAGCACACCUGUCGACCGGAGAAGGUCUCUCCCCACAACCCCGACAUGCAACAGACGGCGCAACAGCCAUCUGAUGCGAGAGCAUCUGCAGGCCUGGGGUCACAUCUACGUUUCCAACGCAACCUCGGCCGAUUGUUUCGUCGCGGCGGUCGCCUUGCGACGGCCAAGCGAGGCCUCCUCCGGGGACGAGGAGAUCAAACAAGAGAAAGACUCCGCCGCGACCAAGUCCAGCCGCCGUACCAUCCGGGCGCGGAUUCGACCGCGGGCACCCGAACGGAAACCAUUUAUCCUCCAGCGCACCUUUGACCUCGACGAGCUCCGAGCCACGAUACCGGAGCCGUCGCCCACGUCGUCGGCGACCAGCCGUCGGCCGUCGGCUGAUCUGUCACCGUUUGCUCAGGCCCAUCCCGGACGGCGCCGGUCGAGUGGUGGUGUCGCGAGCAGCGGCGCGGGAUCCCUGGUCGUCCCAGAGGCCAAUAAGAGCCUCGUUCUUGACGCAAAGGCCCUUCCGAUUCAUCUCCAAUACGCGCGCGUCCAUGUUCCGGUUCUGGCUGCUUUGAUGCUAUCUGGUCAUGUUCGGGAGGGAGAUAUCAUCGACCUUCCCAUGCCUCACCCGGAGGCUUGGCCCCAGACUAUCGCCUACUUCUACACCGGCCUGGGUGAGCUAACUGAGGCCAUCAAACGGAAUAUUCUGUACCUGGCAGGCAAAGUCUGA
Phialemonium atrogriseum is the source of this 1146-nucleotide messenger RNA. RefSeq lists its product as uncharacterized. The coding region runs from base 1 to 1146 and encodes 381 amino acids. NCBI's taxonomy places the organism in Eukaryota, Fungi, Ascomycota, Sordariomycetes, Cephalothecales, Cephalothecaceae. The transcript is spliced from 3 exons. The record is from RefSeq and is a predicted model, not a curated record.